AUGUCGCGCAAGCAAGUAGACUCGAGAAUUCCGGCGCUCAUCCGCAACGGAGUGCAGGAAAAGAAGAGGAGUUUCUUUGUGGUUGUCGGCGACCACUCCAAGGAUACCAUCGUCCGCCUGCACUACAUCCUUUCGCAAGUCGAUCUCAAGCAGAACAAGUCUGUACUAUGGGCCUACAAAAAUAAGUUGCUGGACUUCACCAGCCACCGGAAGAAGCGCGAGGCGAGGAUCAAGAAGGAGAUUAGGCGCGGCACACGCGAGGCGAACACCGAGGACCCCUUCGAGCUUUUCGUUUCGCUCCACAACAUCAGAUAUGUCUACUACAAGGAGACCGAGAAGGUCCUGGGUAACACAUACGGCAUGUGUAUCCUCCAGGACUUCGAGGCCGUGACGCCCAACAUCCUUGCGCGUUGCAUCGAGACGGUCGAGGGAGGCGGCCUGGUGGUCCUGCUCCUCAAGGGAAUGAACAGUCUGAAGAGCCUUUACACAUUGUCCAUGGACGUCCACUCGCGAUACCGAACCGAAGCCUACGACGACGUCGUCGCCAGAUUCAACGAGCGUUUCAUAUUAUCACUCGGAAGCUGCGACUCGUGCCUGGUUAUCGACGACGAGUUCAACGUGUUGCCUAUCUCCGGAGGAAAGGAUGUCAAGGCCCUUCCGCCCCCGGACUUGGACCAGCCAAAGAGCGCAACCCAGGAGGAGCUGGACAACCUGAAGGAGAACCUGCAAGAUACCAAACCUGUCGGCACCCUGGUGACGCUUGCGAAGACGGUGGACCAAGCCAAGGCCCUGUUGACGUUCUGCGAUGCUAUUUCGGAAAAGACCUUGAGGAAUACUGUUACCUUGACUGCUGCGAGAGGAAGAGGUAAAUCCGCGGCAAUGGGUGUGGCCGUGGCAGCAGCCGUGGCAUAUGGUUACAGCAACAUCUUCGUCACGUCGCCUUCUCCUGAAAACUUGAAGACGUUCUUCGAGUUCAUUUUCAAAGGAUUUGAUGCUUUGGGAUACCAGGACCACCUGGAUUACUCUAUUAUUCAGGCCACCUCGCCAGAGCUGAAUAAGGCUAUCGUCAGGGUCAACAUUCACCGGGAUCACAGACAAACGAUCCAGUACAUAAGACCCCAGGAUGCGCAUGUUCUCGGGCAAGCUGAAUUGGUCGUGAUCGACGAGGCUGCAGCCAUCCCACUACCCCUCGUGAGGAAACUGAUGGGACCAUACCUUGUAUUCAUGGCAUCUACUAUCAAUGGUUAUGAAGGUACUGGACGCUCUCUGUCACUAAAGCUGAUCAAGCAGCUCAGGGAGCAGUCAAGACCAGGCGCGACCGCCAGUGGGGAGGGCGAGCUCGCCGACCGAUCAACGGGAAGGGCAGCCAAGAACCAGGAGUCCUCCAGCCUUGGUAGCAGGACGCUGCGAGAGAUCACUCUGUCGGAGCCGAUCCGAUAUGCACAAGGGGAUUCUGUGGAAAGGUGGCUAAACAAACUUCUCUGCCUGGACGCGACGCUGCCAAAAGCGAAGCUCAGCCAGGGUUGCCCUGACCCCGCGCAGUGUGAGCUGUUGCAUGUUAACCGUGAUACCCUGUUCAGCUUCCAUCCCGUGCCGGAGAAGUUCCUGCAACAGAUGGUUUCACUUUACGUUUCGAGUCACUACAAGAACAGCCCCGACGACCUUCAACUCAUGAGUGAUGCACCUUCCCACGAGCUGUACGUUUUGGUGCCACCUGGGGCGACAGAAGGGAGUCGCCUGCCAGAGCCGCUCUGUGUCAUCCAAGUGGCACUCGAAGGCAAGAUCAGCCGUCAAAGUGUGAUCAACUCCCUCAGCAGAGGGCGGAGACCCGAUGGUGACCUGAUACCAUGGCUUGUCAGUCAGCAAUAUCAGGAUGACGAGUUUGCCUCCCUGUCUGGGGCCAGAAUUGUCCGGAUCGCAACGAACCCAGACUACGCCUCGAUGGGAUACGGUUCAAAAGCACUGCAGCUUCUUACCGACUACUACGAGGGCAGGUUCUUGAACCUUGCGGAGGACGCGGAUAUUACGGGCGAGGGGACGAUUACCAGAGUGACUGACGCAGAGCUGGCAAACGCAAACCUCCUGGAUGACAACAUCAAGGUCAGGGAUCAAAGCAAGAUGCCCCCGCUGUUCUCUGUGCUCUCUCAGCGCAGGCCAGUGGAGCUCGACUACGUCGGUGUAAGCUACGGGCUGACGCAGCCUCUCCACAAGUUCUGGAAACGCUCGUCGUUCGCACCUGUCUACCUGAGACAAACAGCCAACUCGUUGACGGGCGAGCACACGACCGUCAUGAUCAGGCCGUUGGAAAGGAGCGGCGACAGAAGCUGGCUCGGUGCCUUCUCCCGGGAUUUCCACCGCCGGUUCAUGGAGCUCCUCUCCUACCAGUUCAGGACCUUCCCCUCGGUCCUGGCCCUCAGCAUCGACGAGAGUGCAAACGCUGGGGCAGCACUUGACGACGUUGAGCCACGCCCACUGACAAAGGCUGAGCUCGACGAGCGCUUCACGCCCCACGACCUGAAGCGUCUCGAGUCAUACGCAAACAACAUGCUGGAUUACCACGUCAUUCUCGACCUCAUCCCAAGGAUAGCGGAGCUCUACUUCUUGGGACGUAUCAAGAACUCGGUCAAGCUCUCUGGCAUCCAGCAGUCGAUCCUUCUCUCUGUCGGUCUCCAGCGCAAGGAUAUGGACGCCGUGGCGGAGGAGCACGGGAGCCUGCAGUCGUCGCAGUUGCUGGCCAUGUUCAUCAAGAUCCUGCGCAAGAUCACCACACACUUCAGCAGCGUGGUCUCGGGGGCGUACGACGCCGAGAUGCCCAAGACGGACAUUGGCGUCAGCCGCGAGAACGCGACUGGCGUGCAUGACGAUGAGAUCGUCGACAGCAAGUUCCAGCCGCUGGAGAAGAACCUGGAGGAGGAGCUUGACGAGGAAGGAGACGAAGCCCUGAAGGAGGUUAGGAGAAAGCAGAGAGAGCUGAUUGACUCUCUGCCUCUUGAUCAAUACCAAAUCGAGGGCAACGAGGAGGUGUGGAAGGACGCCGAGGAGCAGGUCAAGAAGGGCAAGGGGAGCAACGUGGUCAGCGUCAAGAGCAGCAAGCAGAAGAGGAAGGCCGGCCAGACCGCCGAGGAGGUCUACAACGAGGCAUUUGGGGAGAAAAAGCACAAGAAGCACAAGAAACCCAAGAAGUAA
This is a messenger RNA of Diaporthe batatas, 3186 nucleotides long. RefSeq names its product ribosome biosynthesis protein KRE33. The record is from RefSeq and is a predicted model, not a curated record. Gene Ontology annotation, cellular component: nucleolus; 90S preribosome. Bases 1 to 3186 code for a protein of 1061 amino acids. Lineage: Eukaryota; Fungi; Ascomycota; Sordariomycetes; Diaporthales; Diaporthaceae. The transcript is spliced from 3 exons. Gene Ontology annotation, biological process: rRNA acetylation involved in maturation of SSU-rRNA. Gene Ontology annotation, molecular function: 18S rRNA cytidine N-acetyltransferase activity; tRNA binding; ATP binding.